Diorhabda carinulata is the source of this 3271-nucleotide messenger RNA. It is a transcript of the gene AlaRS-m, whose product is annotated as alanine--tRNA ligase, mitochondrial. Gene Ontology annotation, cellular component: cytoplasm; mitochondrion. Gene Ontology annotation, molecular function: aminoacyl-tRNA deacylase activity; amino acid binding; nucleic acid binding. NCBI's taxonomy places the organism in Eukaryota, Metazoa, Arthropoda, Insecta, Coleoptera, Chrysomelidae. Gene Ontology annotation, biological process: tRNA modification; alanyl-tRNA aminoacylation. Bases 89 to 3109 code for a protein of 1006 amino acids. The record is from RefSeq and is a predicted model, not a curated record. The transcript has 12 exons.
GAAAAUUUGAAUUUCUGUUUUGUCAUAUCUUAGGUUAUUUAUCAUAUUUAAAAAAUCAUCUCGAAAUAAAAACAAAAUUAUAGUAGAAAUGGUACACAUGCAGCAAAUUAGUCAAAUCAACGUAAUACCUGUAUUAACAACAAUUUACUCUUCAAGAAGUUUUUCAAGCUACUGUAAUAAACAAUUAUCCUCCAAAUCAAUUAGGAAAUAUUUUUUAGACUUUUUCAUAAAUGAGAAUAAUCACAAAUAUGUAAAAUCAAGUCCAGUCGUACCUUAUUGUGAUCCAACUGUGCCAUUUGUAAACGCUGGAAUGAACCAGUUUAAAGGAAUUUUACUUGGUACUCAAGAACCAAAAUACAAAAGAGUUGCAAAUUGUCAAAAAUGUAUAAGAGUAGGAGGAAAACAUAAUGAUCUAAAUAUUGUGGGAACAGAUGGCUAUCAUCAAACAUUUUUUGAAAUGCUUGGAAAUUGGUCUUUUGGAGAUUAUUUUAAGCCAGAAGCCUGUAAAUUAGCAUGGGAGCUUAUCACACAAGUCUAUAAAUUACCAAAGAAAAGACUCUAUGUAACAUACUUUAAAGGAGAUGAAAAGUUGGGUUUAAAGGAAGAUUUAGAAACAAAAGAGCUCUGGAAAGAGUUAGGUGUAAGUGAAGAUAGGAUAUUACCAUUUGGUGUGGCAGAUAACUUUUGGGAAAUGGGCCUUGUUGGACCAUGUGGCCCUUGCACUGAAAUUCAUUAUGAUCAUAUUGGUUGUGAUAAUAGGGCUGAAUUUGUAAAUAAAGGUCUACAUGAUCUCAUAGAAAUAUGGAAUGUGGUAUUCAUUCAAUACAAUAGAUUACCCGAUGGCAGCAUAAUGCAACUUCCAAAGCAGCAUGUAGAUACUGGUAUGGGUUUUGAAAGAAUGACAUCAGUACUGCAAGGAAAAAUUAGUAAUUAUGAUACCGAUAAUUUUAAGUAUUUAAUGGAUGCCAUAACAAAGAAUUGUAGGGGUGUGCCAAAAUAUGAAAGCCUGUUCGGUGAAAAAGAUUGGAAUGAUUUGAAUAAAUCAUAUAGAAUGUUGGCAGAUCACAGUAGGAUGAUCACUGUUGCACUAGCAGAUGGAGUCAUACCCGAGGAAAAUCAAAAACUUAGAAGAAUUAUGAGGAAAGUAUUUAUUCUCAGUGAGACUGUAUUUAAAAAAGAAACUGGUUUACUUAGAGAAUUAACUAAUUACAUAGCAGAAAAUUUGGAAUCUGUAUAUCCAGAAAUGAAAAAAAAUCUCUCUCAGAUUCAUCAAAUAAUUAAUUACGAAGAAGAAGUUUACAAAAAUCUACGCCGAUCUGCUGCAAAAGAUUGGCAGAAAUGUAUACAGGAAAAUCCGAAAUUACUAGAACUUGAUAUUAUAGAAAUUCAUAAUUUUGCAAGCGCUUACAGAGAUAUCACUUCGAGUACUAUAAAAGAAAUAGAUGCCAAAACUGCAUUUCGUCUCUACGAUACUCAUGGUUUAGACGAAGAAAAUAUUACUAAAUUGGCAAUAGGACUUAACCUAAAAUUUGAUGCAAAAGAUUUCAAAGAUCAAUUAGAGUUAGUGAAACUAAAUUCAAAGAAGAAAAAUUUUACUUAUCAGUCAGAUAUUUAUUCCUAUCUAUCGAAUGAUGGAGUACCAAAAACAAAUGAUAGCUACAAAUAUUCUUACAGAAAGCUUGAAGACUAUGGAUAUUUAUUCGAGACAAUUCAAACUAGAAUCUUGAAGAUAUUUAAGGAUUCUCAAAGUAUAGAUAGGAUCCGUUGUCAUGAAAAAUGCUCGUUGGUAUUAAACAAAACGAAUUUUUAUACAGAAUCCGGAGGCCAAGUAUCUGAUAAAGGUAAAAUAUAUUUCCAUCAUGGUAUAUUUGAUGUCGAAUCUGUACAAAAUUUAAAUGGUUACAUACUGCAUAAUGGUGUCUAUAGAUCGAACAGUUUAAACGAAAAUGAUAUCUUAAAAUGUAACUCUAUAGGUAAGAUCGAAGUAGAUCUGCCUUUUAGACUCAAUUGUAUGAGAAAUCAUACUUCGGUGCAUCUUCUGAAUGCAGCUUUAAAGAAAAUUAAAACUGCUACAUGCCAAAAAUCUAGUAAAGUUACAGAUUCUUUUCUGAAUUUGGAUGUUGCAAUUUUUGGUGAUAAAUUAUCUAAUGAUGAAAUUCGCCGAUUAGAAAAAGACAUUGUGAAUGUUAUUAAGAAAGGUGAAGAUGUGAACGUUUACGAGAUUGAUAGUCAAGAUUUAUUACAAAUGAAGAAUGUAACACUAAUACCAGGUGAAAUUUAUCCUGAAAAUGGAAUAAGGCUUGUUGAAAUAAACAACGAUGGAUUCUUAUCAAGAGAACCUUGUUGUGGCACUCACGUUUUAAAUACAUCAGAUAUAGAUGAUUUUUGUCUAACAAAUAUUAAAUCAUUAGGAAGGAGUACUACUUCUCUUACAGCCAUUACAGGAGAAAAAGCACGGCGUGCUAAGCAAAAUGGUGCUCAGUUAUUAGAGCAAAUAGAGUCAUUUUCCAAACAUGUUGAUGAUAACAUGGACAAGCUUCCAGUACUUAAUAAACUACUAGAAACCCUUAGAAAAAAAUUAAGCAGCCCAGAAGAGCCGUUUAUGCUUCCAUUAAUUUAUAAAAUAGAAUGUACAGCUAUACUUGAUGAGAUUAACAAAAGAAUCCAGUCUGUCGAAGCGGAAUCUUUAAACGACUUUAUAGAAAUAGAAAUGAAAAACGCAUUAGACACAGGAGUUAAAUUAACAAAAAAUAAUAAAAAAUAUCUAAUCCAUUAUUUACGAAGUUCUUUGAUACUUGAGAAGGUGCCGUUACAAAAAGCGACCAAAUUAUGCCCCGAUUAUCCCGUAUUGGUAAUUUCGUAUGCAGACAAUACUGUAAAAGCAAGAUGUUGUGUUCCAAAGAAUUUCAAGACUGAGAAAUUCAACGCUGAAAAAUGGAUGAAUGAAACUGUAGCUACAGUAUUUAGAAGUCGCGUAACCCCCUCUAGAGGUCAGGAUGGUACUUUGGUAUGUAAUAUGAAGGCAAAACGAGUACACAUUCAAGAAUGGGAUCCACUUCUUAAAGCCAGUUUACAAAAAGCACAAGAAUUCGUUGAGAAACAUCUGUAACUAGUUUUUUUUUAAAUGAUAAUUACUUCCAGUGAUUUGUUGGUACAUAUAACCCAUUAAGAAUAACAGUUUAAAACAAAAGUUAUGAAAUUCGUGAAUAUAUUAGUUGUUUUCUAUCUCGGUUUUGUUUUUGAGAACAAUAAAGCUCAAUUGGAUUUUUAA